This is a messenger RNA of Schistosoma mattheei, 1851 nucleotides long. The record is from the annotation of a GenBank genome assembly. NCBI's taxonomy places the organism in Eukaryota, Metazoa, Platyhelminthes, Trematoda, Strigeidida, Schistosomatidae.
CAGAUCCUUGGUAUUGGCGGGUUAAUCGAUGAGCAAUCCGAAACGUCGAAGAUCCAAUGUAGAAUUUUUGGAUCUAAAAAACAUUAUUGAAUCUCCACCUAUGGAUCUCGAUGCUGAUCAGAAUAUCAGAAAGUCAAAAAGACUUCAUCGUGAUUCUGUAUGUCUAUCAAAGUCAGAAAGUAAAGAGCCUUCAAAACCAUCCAGAGCACCUCGAAGAAAGUCAUUGAGAUGCCCAUUAAAGCAAUUAAAUUCGCAUGAUAGUACAUCCACUAGUCCUACUCAACUAACUGUUCAAAUGAAAAAUGACCUACCAUACAUGGAUGUUAGUUCUAUCAAUACUAUUUCAUUUGGUAAUCUGUCAAUUUCAUCACCAAACAAGUCAGAAAAUACUAAAUUAUCUGGUCCAAGUUCUUCAUUUAUUCCUGCAUUCGUUUCAGAUUUUUACCUCUCUAAAAGAUAUAUUCCCCCUAAGCACAGAGGGUUAGCCACAGUAGUUGAAGAUUCUGUUAAACGGAGUCAGCGACGUCCUAGAUCGUACAAAAAGACCGAACUUUCUCCAAUAAGACGACAAAUAUUUACAGGCCAAACUCUUGAGGAAGCUUGUGCCCCUACAGCUGCUGGUAUUGCUCCGCUAGACCCAGAACUUGUGUUGUCAGCUACACGUAAGCGUGUUAUCAGACGUCAAAGGCUUGCGAAAAAGUUAGGGUUUCGUGGCAUUAGUAUAUCCAAGCAGACUGAAGAGAACUUUGCUAAAUUUCUUUCACAAUCAAAUUUGAAUUCUUCUCACAGUAGCUCAGCAUCUAUCUGAGAUUAAAUGCAAUUGUCCUUCAUAUUAAUCUCGUACUGCUUAUUGAUACCUACGUCUUUCAAUUAAAUAUCAAAAUUCAGACCCUCCUUGUUUUAUGUAAAUCUUUUAUUUAUAUGACAGAUAUUUCCACCAGCGUUCACAUAGAAUCUUGCAUACAUGGUUUGCAAAAGCAUCGUAAGAACUUCAUAUUUCAUCCCUUUUAUCUUGCAUAUGAUAUCGUGUCGUGUAUACUUUUUGAUUAAGUAUGAAACCUGUUCAGAUUUUUUACAACUUGUGUUUACAAAACGAAUUUGACUUUUAACUCCCUUUAGAUUUUGUUACAGCCCAAGAUGUGGGGGAUUUUAUAAAACAUCAUUUACUCUGAAUAUAAUCUUUUUAGUUCUUUUGAAACAAAUAUCCUCAUAUUUUUCAAAAACGUUUCUUUUGUAAAGUUGGGCUAUGCUUCAAAUACUGAGACACGUUGCAUAUCAUUUUUAUCAGUGAGCUUUUACCACAGAUUUUAAAUGUGACCAUUAGCAAAAUUUUAAAUUUAAAAGAAAUCAAUUACGUGAUUGGGUUUUAAGAUUUUUUCAAUAUUGCUUGGUCGGCAGUUGGGUGCCCAAGUUUCCAAAAAUUCCCGUUUUAAUCGUACUUUCUUGUAACCUUACUAAUUUUAUAGAAUAAAUUGUGUGCACCAACAGUCCUGGAAGCAUGUUUCGUCCUAUCUAGGACCUGUCAGCUGCACCGAUUCUCAUCUCAAUGUUGAUUAUUUUGGGACUUGAACCCAGUGUCCUUUGUUUCAGACGCUAAUAUGUUAUGCACUAAGGUACUGAGUCAAGAUUGUCACUUACAUGUGUGCCGACAAAGACCAGUCAAAAUACAGUCUUGAUCAUCUAUAAAGUUACUAACUUCUGUCUGAGCCAUAUUGGUAGAUGCAAACAACUUGGGUGUGGUCCGGGAGAGUAUCGUAACCAGCGGUUGGAGGCCCUGGGUGGCAUGGCUCAGAAUCAAUCACAGUGAUACAGGUGCAUACACUCUAAGUCUUCCCUUAAACUGUGAGAUUA